AUGGGAUAAUAAUGUUGUGGAGGUUAAUUAGAACCCAACAGCUCAUUAAACGAUUAACGAACGAAACAGCCGAAGAACACCCUAAAUUAAUCAGAGAAUCACUAUUACAAUAGUAGUUUGAAUAAUAAAAAACAAGAAGAUAUAAAAUCUGAUGGUAUAAAAGAAGCUGAGAUAAAAAGUAAGGGCAAUUAGAAAUCUAGUUCAUAUAAUGAUAGUAAUAAUAAUUAAUUUGCAAUGUAACUUGAGGAUAAAUCUUACAUAGUUUUAGUAGGAUAGUCGGGAGUUGGAAAAGAUGCAUUAAUUGAGUUAAUGACACUUAAGGGACUUGAAAUCAAUAUUUCAAGAAAUUCUAAGGAUAAUGAACCAAAAAUUAAAGAAGGAAUUCUUGGUGAAGAAUAUGUUAUUGUUGAUACACCGUCUUUUUAAUUAGAUGAUGAGAUUGAUAAAAGGGAAGCUGUUAUUAAGGAAUUUUAGGAAUAUUUUGAGGUUCCAAAAUAGAUUUCAAGCAUUGGGGUAGUUGUAAACUUUGAAAGAACCGAUAUAAUGAAGAAAAAAGUAACAUCAGUAUUAAAGUACUUAAGAAAAUUUAAAAAUAUCAUUUCAAUCAUAGUUGUAAACAUGGAAUUAAGUGAAAAUGAAGAAGAAGAUAAAAAUCACUUGAGAAAUAGCUUCAAACAUAUGGAAUGCAAUAAAAUAAUAUUUAUUAACAAAUACAUGAAUUAAGAAGAGAUUUUAGAAUAAUUUAUGUAAAUUACACCUAAAGAAAAAACAAAAAUCGAUUUCACCGAUACUAUUUUUGAAAAGCCUAAUAUAACAGAGGAGGAGAACUUCUUAAAAAUGUUGAAUGAACAUUUCAGUAAUCUGAGGCAACCUUGA
Paramecium tetraurelia is the source of this 876-nucleotide messenger RNA. RefSeq lists its product as uncharacterized. The record is from RefSeq and is a predicted model, not a curated record. Gene Ontology annotation, molecular function: GTP binding. NCBI's taxonomy places the organism in Eukaryota, Ciliophora, Oligohymenophorea, Peniculida, Parameciidae. The transcript has a single exon.